This is a messenger RNA of Closterium sp. Naga37s-1, 324 nucleotides long. The record is from the annotation of a GenBank genome assembly. Lineage: Eukaryota; Viridiplantae; Streptophyta; Zygnematophyceae; Desmidiales; Closteriaceae.
AUGGCUCCAGAAAGAAAAGGUUCUUUGAAGACAUCAAGUGACGCUUUUCAAGGACUAUACAAAGGAGCUGAUAUUCUGUUGUUACGAUAUUUAUUUCCCAAACCCGAAGACAUCAGUCUGGAGGCUCUAAUACCGAGUAUUGGAUUCUUUGUGCUUGGUGGUGUAAAGGCCACUCCACUUAUUGUAGCCGGUUCUUCAGUCAACACAGUGGGUGGAGUGUGGUACACCUUUGCCAAGUACAAGGCAAAGAAUGCUCAACAGGCAGAGAGGGCUGAGCAGGUGAAGGCCCACUCAAGCCCAAGAAUGUCAGAAGACAAAGUAUGA